This is a messenger RNA of Aspergillus puulaauensis, 1314 nucleotides long. RefSeq lists its product as uncharacterized. The transcript has a single exon. Lineage: Eukaryota; Fungi; Ascomycota; Eurotiomycetes; Eurotiales; Aspergillaceae. The record is from RefSeq and is a predicted model, not a curated record. The coding region runs from base 1 to 1314 and encodes 437 amino acids.
AUGAGGCUCCUCGAUCUCACGGCUGUCGUCGGCAUUGCUCUCACUGCUGUCCAGGCACGCAGUCCGCUCGCUACACCCGACCAGCGAGCUCUGGACGCCCUCGCAAUCGAGAUCUACCAAGACAACGCUUUCGCUGUCCUCAAGGCGGAGGCAAAGGGAGCUUACAAGGUCGCUCAUGGAUAUCCGAUCAGCGACGAAGCUUCCUCCAGUCUCGACGAGGCGAUUGAGGAAUUGACCUUCAGUGCAGUACAAAAGGCUGUGAAUACCGACCCGUACUAUCCCAAAGUUUACUGGUACGAUUCCGGUCCGCGCAGCUGGUUCGACUUGGAUGUUCCAGGUGGGCGAUAUUCCUACGACAACCCGGACUGUGUUUAUCGCACCAUUCCCAUCAGCUCCCAGGCCAACUACGUUGUGACGGGCCACCGGCAUACUCCGGGGCCAUCGGAUGUCAGUUUCUCUCUGAUCAGCAAUCCCAAUUCCCAAAAUACGGUGUCGCAUCUGUCCGGUGGUGAUCUGGUCGUCAACAGCGAUGGCUCGUACACCAUCACGAUUAACAGCACUGCUGCUGAUGGCCAGACGAACCAUAUCCAUUCGACCCCUCUGGCGAAGCAGCUUCUAAUCCGCAACAACCUUGGGGACUGGCAGACCGAGCAACCAGACAAGCUCACCGUCAAGGUAGUCAGCGAUACCGAAGGUCACGAUCCGAUCAGCAGGAACCAGAUCAUCGCGGCUGCAAGAUGGAACCUACAGGAAUCGGUCGCCGACUACGGCGUCGGAGCGCUCGGACUGAAGACAAUGCUCAACAAAGUCAAUUCACUGGCGAGUCCCAGUCAAUCCAGCACGCUGGGUACCCUGACCAGCCAGGCGAGUUCGUUCGGCCAUUACAACCUCGCCGCGGAUCAGGCCCUCGUCGCGACCGUCACAGCCGGAGACGCGGACUAUUUCGUCUUCCCAGCGACAAACCCGUGGAUGGUAUCGGUCGACCCCGGGAACAGCCAGGUCAGUCUGAACAACGAACAGGCCGCCGCCAAUGGCAACGGCACGUACACGUUCGUGGUGUCUCUCGCGGAUCCGGGUGUUUACAACUGGAUCAACACGACCGGGCUGCAUGAAGGCACAAUUAUGGUCCGCUGGCAGGGGCUGGAUGCCUCGGGUUCGUCUCCGGAUUCGCUUUCAGUGGUGACACAAUUGGUGCAGCUGGCGGACUUGCGGUCGGCGCUGCCCGAGGAGACUCGCUAUGUCACGGCGGGGGAGCGGGAAGCGCAGAUUGAGCAGCGGGCGAAGGCAUACAGCAGUCGAACCAUCACCAUUUGA